Tupaia belangeri chinensis (Chinese tree shrew) is the source of this 1257-nucleotide messenger RNA. Its product is annotated as olfactory receptor 4K5. The transcript has 2 exons. Bases 1 to 1257 code for a protein of 418 amino acids. The record is from RefSeq and is a predicted model, not a curated record. Gene Ontology annotation, cellular component: membrane. Gene Ontology annotation, biological process: G protein-coupled receptor signaling pathway. Gene Ontology annotation, molecular function: G protein-coupled receptor activity; olfactory receptor activity. NCBI's taxonomy places the organism in Eukaryota, Metazoa, Chordata, Mammalia, Scandentia, Tupaiidae.
AUGGAUAAAGUCAAUUCCUCAGUGGUAUCUGAGUUUGUAUUACUGGGACUUUCUAGUUCUCAGAAACUCCAGCUUUUCUUUUUUGUUUUCUUUUCUGUGUUGUAUGUGAUCAUUGUGCUGGGAAACCUUCUUGUUAUCAUCACAGUGACUUCUGAUCCCAGCCUGCACAACCCUAUGUACUUCCUCCUCGGAAAUCUUUCCUUUGUUGACAUCUGUCAGGCUUCUUUUGCUACCCCUAAGAUGAUUGCGGAUUUUCUGAGUGAGCACAAGACUAUAUCCUUCAGUGGCUGCAUAGCCCAGAUUUUCUUCAUUCACCUUUUUACUGGAGGGGAGAUGGUGCUACUUGUCUCCAUGGCUUAUGACAGAUAUGUAGCCAUCUGCAAACCCCUACAUUACCUGGUCAUCAUGAGCCAAAAGACAUGCACUGUCAUGGUAAUAAUCUCAUGGGCCGUGGGCCUGGUGCACACAUUAAGCCAGUUAUCAUUUACUGUGAAUCUGCCAUUUUGUGGACCCAAUGUGGUAGACAGCUUUUUUUGUGACCUUCCUCGAGUGACAAAACUUGCCUGCCUGGAUUCUUACAAAAUUGAAAUUCUAAUUGUGGUCAACAGUGGAAUUCUUUCUCUAAGCACUUUCUCUCUCUUGGUCACUUCUUAUAUUAUUAUUCUUGUCACGGUCUGGUUUAAGUCUUCAGCGGCAAUGGCUAAGGCAUUUUCCACACUGGCCGCCCACAUCACAGUGGUAAUGUUGUUUUUUGGACCUUGCAUCUUCAUCUAUGUGUGGCCCUUCACCACUUAUCCUGUGGAUAAAGUUCUUGCCGUAUUUUACACCAUUUUCACCCCCAUUUUAAACCCCAUUAUUUAUACACUAAGAAAUAGGGAUAUGAAGGCUGCAAUGCGAAAAACCAUGACUCACUAUCUGAGGCCCAAUAAAAGGAGAGAUGAAAGGCAGGCUCAGAAGAGACUGAAAAUACAUUGGUGGUUAUUGGUUCAUUCACAAAGGCCAGGUCUUGGUGUGACAGAGUUACACUUUGAUUACCUGUUACUUAAAAGAAGUAAAGAAACUACAGUCUCAUGUCACGGGAUAGUGCCACUCUUAGCUCCACAUGAUGCUGUCCACCUGAACUGGGGGACAAUGAUCAUAUUCUUCUGUGUUGACUGUGUUAUAAAUGGACUUGAUAGAAACAUACAAGAGGCCACUUUUGUUAACAAAAAGGGAGGCAUUGCUGAAAAAGAAGCAAAUAUGGAAUUUGAAAACUAA